Molecule: messenger RNA, 1905 nt
Organism: Penicillium antarcticum
Lineage: Eukaryota; Fungi; Ascomycota; Eurotiomycetes; Eurotiales; Aspergillaceae
Exons: 1
Coding region: 1-1905 (634 amino acids)
Biological process (GO): coenzyme A biosynthetic process
Cellular component (GO): phosphopantothenoylcysteine decarboxylase complex
Molecular function (GO): phosphopantothenoylcysteine decarboxylase activity; FMN binding
Source: RefSeq, a predicted model, not a curated record
AUGGCAGUUGGUCUUCGAUCUGAGUUAUCCAAACCAGUUGAUCAGAGAAACAGCACUGCCAAGGGAGUGCGGUCUAAGGAGAUGGAGGUGGAAGGCGACUCUGAAGAAACAGUGGUAGGAAACAAAGCGAGAUACCAAGUGUCCCGCGAUCAAGCAGUUCAAGAUCCCACACCCUCCCAUUCACGGCGACGACGACUUCUCUUAUCGACCGAUAGCGCAUUCGCCGAUACGGUACUCCCAUCCUUCAUCCACAACCCAAACAUCGAGCUGCGCCUGAUCACAGACGAGCCCUCGGCGUUGCUCACUGGCACGAACAAGAUCCCACACUAUAUGGAUACGGUUGACAGCCAAACUUUUGACAAGAAGACCGGGGCGCGAAAAUGGCUGAAGGCAAAAACUGCGGAGCUUUGUGAAUGGGCGGACAUGCUGUUGGUUGCGCCUAUUGAUGCUGGAGCUCUUGGUGCGAUGUUAGCUGGUUUGACAAACACCUUGACCUUGGCGCUGCUUCGCGGUUGGGUGUCAAAGAAACCAGUCGUACUCAUUCCAGGAAUGACUGUGUCUGAAUGGGACCACCCGCUAAGCUCUCGUCAGCUGGAAGAAAUAAGCAGUUACUGGCCUUGGGUCCGCAUUGUCAAGCCUGUCCUCUGGAAGUCAAAUGGACCUGAAGAAUUGACCAUACUUCCAUGGGACGGACUAAAGGAGUUACAUAAAACAUUGGAAACAACAUUAAAACUUCCUUCCUGGGAUGCGACUUUGACCCGGGCUAAUUUGAAUGGCGUGUCGCCAGUCACUAAGACUGCAUCGGCAACUAUAUACUCGCCAUUAGCCUCGGGAAGUGGCACUGGCUCUGCAGUAAGGAGCAUCCCGAAAUCUGAAGGCAACGCCCAUUUUUUACCGCUCGAGAUAUGGCUGAACGUUUUUGAGGAUCAGCUUGGAGAUUGGGAAACAGCAAAAGCUGUUGGCAUUCCUUCGAAUCUCCCUGUUCCUCAAGAAUGGCAAAAUCAUUUACUCAAAAUGUCCACACCAGCUUCACUUGAAUAUACCAUCCUGCGAGGAUCUUUUGCUGCAAUCAAAAAGCGAAUCGACGCCCUUCCUCGCUGGAAACCGCUUUCUGAUCUUGCGUGCCACCUAAUUGUCAAAUUUUCCCGAACCGACAUCCUCUCAUAUCUCACUGAAAACCACUUGGACCUGCUGUGGACAACUUCUCGACUAACCAAUAUUCCUUAUCGCGCAUCUGCAAUUUACGGCAAUCCAAAAGUUCUUACCUGGUGGCGCGAUGCGCCCGCUCUCCCAAACAAAGAAUACAUGGCAGAUGCCAUGGACGGUGCCUCCCGAGCCGGCUAUCUCCACGUCCUAGAUUGGUGGCUCCAUUCCGGCCUUCCGUUACGAUACAGCGAGCGUGCCCUCGAAGCUGCCAGCGCUGAAGGCCGAAUCGACGUUCUUGAUUGGUGGAAGACUGCUUCCACAAACGCCCCGGCACAUAGCCCUGUGCCCCUCAAACCCGGAAAAUCUGUUCUUCUCGCAGCACAGUCGGGUCGCACUGCAUCACUCGCUUGGUGGGAUGCAUCUGGCAUUCCAUACAGUCACGCUGAGAACGUUGCUCGCAUCUCAAGCACUCACGGCCACGUACACGUUCUCGAGUUUUGGUACCAACUCAAGGGUCCCAAGAUGAUAUUCGAUAACCAGGUACUAGUCGGCCCUACGAAGAACGGACACGACCAUGUGCUGCAAUGGUGGAAGACCUGUGGGAUGCGCGUUGAGUUCAAAACCUGCGAUAUCGAGGAAGCGCUCGAAGACGCAGAUCCUACAUCUGGUGCCGAGGGUCGUGUCCGGCGCUGGUGGGAACGGAAUGGACUCAAUCUUGGAGUUGGAACGAGCGAAUGGAUGAGAUCGAAAGUUUUGUGA